This is a messenger RNA of Vicia villosa (hairy vetch), 1537 nucleotides long. RefSeq lists its product as uncharacterized. Bases 29 to 991 code for a protein of 320 amino acids. NCBI's taxonomy places the organism in Eukaryota, Viridiplantae, Streptophyta, Magnoliopsida, Fabales, Fabaceae. The record is from RefSeq and is a predicted model, not a curated record. Gene Ontology annotation, cellular component: nucleosome. Gene Ontology annotation, molecular function: structural constituent of chromatin; protein heterodimerization activity; DNA binding. The transcript has a single exon.
GCUUUCAUCCUUGAACUUCAAUCCUUCCAUGGCAAAUCCAUACUACCAAUCUUUCCCUCCUCCAUAUGUUAGUGUUCCAUCACCAUUUUAUUAUCACAACGUUUCUCCUUAUUACUCUACUGUCACAACUAUACAACCUACUUCAUCUAACCCAUAUAUUUCAUACCAACCAGAACCCCAAAAUUCCAAUUUACAAUCAGAAACAUUUUACCAAGACUUGGAAACUCUGAAACAAUAUUUGAUUGAAACUCAUGAGUUAUCAAACAAAUAUAGAGAAGAGUUGAAAGAACAAAUUCAGAAGCUUUCUGAUUCAUUCAAAAAGUCACAGAAUUUUUUGAAAGAAAAAUAUGCUUUGAAGAAAUACUCAGGAAGACUCAAAGAAACGAAAGCAGAACCAAAAGUUGAAGAAAUUGAUUUCUUACAGAAAUCUGUCAAAAAUAGAACAACAUCGCAAUUCUCAAAAUCACCAUCUCUUACACAUUAUUCACUGCAAAUUCAAGCAAUGGAAAAAAUUACAAUUACAAUGGCUACAGAUACACCUGCAACAACCAAAAAAGAUGGAAGAGGAAAACCAAAAACCAAAUCCAUUUCAAGAUCAACCAAAGCUGGUCUCCAGUUCCCCGUCGGCCGUUUUGCUCGCUUCCUCAAAGCAGGUCGUUACACUCAACACGUCAGUUCUGGUUCACCGGUUUACCUCUCUGCCAUUCUGGAACACCUCUGCGCUGAGAUUUUGGAACUUACGGGUAACGCUACAAGGGAUAACAAAAAAUUAUCAGAUCCGAAACGACCAUACAAAAAAUUACAGGAUCAACAACUGUUGCCGGCGAAAUCAACUGAUGUGAAGCGGCCACCGAUGAAACCACCUGAUUUUACGAUGAACACGCGUGAAAGCUUCGAUUUUGUAUUCAUGCUUUCGAAUCCAGAACAACAUCACACUUUCAUUUUUGAUCCCGGUGGUAAGAAAUCCUUUUUUUUUUCAGCGUCCAUUUAAAUUAGCAGAGCCGCGUCACCUCUGCAAGUUUCAUGGAAAGAGGAAUGUUAGGUCAAAGCAAACUUGAGUUUUGUGGAUUGGGCUUUUCAAACGGGUCAUUUAGCCCAAUAGAAAAGAAAAAAAAAAGUAGAAUGAAUUCCAGCAACCUCACGUGAUUACCGACUUUCACUUAUCCAAAUCACCUACUUUCAUGGUUUCUUCUUUCGUGUGGCACUGGCAGCACUUCUAAAUUUUCACUAUUCUUUUAACCUUCACGUGACUCCUUUCAUUCACUACAUCAUUCAUCCUCAUUCAUUUAAUUCAUUUUGAAUUAAAUGUUUCAUUUAAAGAAUUUAACUUUUUUCAUUAAAGGUGCACACCAUGCCUCCCAACUUGGUCACGUGUAGCCUCACUUAAAAAAAAUUGAGUUCAUUUGAAACUUUAAUUUUAUUAGAACCUUGAGGACAAGGUUCAAGUGGACCCCGCGGUAAUGAUAGAUAGUAUAAUUUAGUAUUUAAGUUUAUUAGUAAUUUAUAUAAGUUCUAGUUUUAUUUGUAUUGUCAUUUA